ACCAUUUCCUUCCCGAAGUUCCUUUCCAUUAGUUUUCGAUCUGAGAUCUUUCAGUCUGAUCGGAAAUGGGGAAAGGCGGAGCAAUCUCCGAGGAUGUUCUGAAGAAAGUCCUCCUCUCGUAUGCCUACGUCGCGAUAUGGAUCUUCCUCAGCUUCUCCGUCAUCGUUUACAACAAGUUCAUUCUGGAUCAGAAGAUGUACAAUUGGCCUUUCCCGAUCUCCCUCACCAUGAUUCACAUGGCCUUCUGUUCAUCGAUCGCGUACCUUCUUGUUAGCGUUUUCAAAGUUGUGGAGCCAGUUUCCAUGUCCCGUGAGCUCUACCUCAAAUCCGUGGUUCCGAUCGGAGCUCUGUAUUCGCUUUCCCUUUGGUUUUCUAAUUCAGCAUAUAUCUAUCUAUCGGUUUCUUUUAUUCAGAUGCUCAAGGCUUUGAUGCCGGUCUCUGUGUACCUGAUUGGAGUUUCGCUGAAGAAGGAGAAGUUUAAGUCUGAUACUAUGGCUAAUAUGGUUUCGAUCACGCUUGGUGUUGCAAUCGCUGCGUACGGAGAGGCGAGAUUCAAUUCCAAGGGUGUGACAUUGCAGCUGUUGGCGGUUGCGUUCGAGGCGACUCGACUGGUGAUGAUCCAGAUUUUGUUGAAUUCCAAGGGUAUUUCGUUGAAUCCUAUCACGUCGCUUUACUAUGUGGCUCCGUGUUGCUUGGUUUUCUUGUCUGUCCCGUGGCUAAUAAUGGAGUAUCCUGUGUUGAGAGAUACAUCCAGCUUCCAUUUGGAUUUCUUGAUUUUUGGGACCAAUUCAUUCUGUGCUUUUGCUUUGAAUCUUGCGGUGUUUUUACUCGUUGGGAAGACAUCUGCUUUGACCAUGAAUGUUGCUGGAGUAGUGAAGGACUGGUUAUUGAUCGCAUUCUCCUGGUCUGUGAUUAAGGAUACGGUGACGCCCAUUAAUUUGUUCGGUUAUGGCCUUGCGUUCUUAGGAGUUGCGUAUUACAAUCAUUCGAAGUUGCAGGCACUCAAAGCCGCAGAGGGUCAGAGAAAGGCUCAACAGGUAGAAGAGGAAGCUGGUAGGUUAUUGGAGGAGAGAGAAGAAGGCGAUGAAAGGAAGAACGAUAGUCAAACUUAGGCUACCACUGACAUGUUUGAGCUUUUACAAGAAGAUAUGCAGAAGAGAACAGAUCGAUGAUUCAAAAGUUGCUGCAAAUAUCGAAUUCAUAUCUCGGCUAAAUUUUUGAGUUUUGAGUUAGGUAUGCUUCUUAGAUAUAUCUAUAUAUAUAUAUUUUUGGUUUCUUCUAAUUAUUGCGGGGUUGAUUUUAGCUGCCUAAUAUGACUGGAGAAUGAAUUGUUGUUCAUAAUGAUCAUCGGAUUGAGCUUCCUGGAGGAAGCUGUCCAGAAUGUUUAUAACUAAUAUCUACUAUUAUUUAUGUUCUUCUUUUAGUUUUAUUUGGA
Messenger RNA from Cucurbita moschata (crookneck pumpkin), 1435 nucleotides. Its product is annotated as probable sugar phosphate/phosphate translocator At5g25400. Bases 66 to 1112 code for a protein of 348 amino acids. The transcript has a single exon. The record is from RefSeq and is a predicted model, not a curated record. Gene Ontology annotation, molecular function: antiporter activity. Gene Ontology annotation, cellular component: Golgi apparatus; trans-Golgi network; endosome. NCBI's taxonomy places the organism in Eukaryota, Viridiplantae, Streptophyta, Magnoliopsida, Cucurbitales, Cucurbitaceae.